Messenger RNA from Truncatella angustata, 1486 nucleotides. RefSeq names its product Maf1 regulator-domain-containing protein. The record is from RefSeq and is a predicted model, not a curated record. The transcript has 2 exons. Gene Ontology annotation, molecular function: RNA polymerase III core binding. NCBI's taxonomy places the organism in Eukaryota, Fungi, Ascomycota, Sordariomycetes, Amphisphaeriales, Sporocadaceae. Gene Ontology annotation, biological process: negative regulation of transcription by RNA polymerase III. Gene Ontology annotation, cellular component: nucleus. The coding region runs from base 262 to 1344 and encodes 360 amino acids.
CGCAACCAACUCCUCAUCCCAGCGCUUUGUCAGAGAGACAGGACACGAAUAACAACAAUUAUUUCAUACCCUUCAGCAUCUGGAGUCGUUGCCGGUUUUGCAGCUUCGGCAGCCGAAUAAUCAGCAGUUGUUGUCGCGUCUAGCACUGACUUCCACUUCACCUUUACUUCACCGUAGCACUACAACAGCGGUCGACGUCAUUACGAUAACAACACUACAUUUGCGACAAUAUUCCACUUGAUCAACGCAACACGUUUCAACAUGAAGUUCCUUCCGAUUCGCGACUUUGAUACGGUUACGUCCGCGCUCAACUUUACAACGCCGGACUUGUGCGUCAAUGGAGGAUGCGACUUGUACACAACGAAAGCCGCCGGUUCGGACAGGAAGCUAUACAAGUCGAUUGAUCAAUCGCUCGAGUCAAAACAUGCUGCCCUACUCAAGUUCGGCGCAUCGCUGUCACCGCCCCAGCGCGAACAGAUGGCGGCUUCCUUGAACUUGUCGCGAUCCAGCCCAUUUGGUCCGCUUUCCGAUAUCCAAAGUCGUCGCACAUUUGCGUAUUUGAUCGCAACCUUGAAUGCGAGCCAUCCCGACUACGACUUCUCGCAUGUGCUGAGACCUUCCGAUUUUCGGCGGGAGCGCAACAUCCGCCGCGCGAUAGCGGCUUUCGAUAACACCAUGAGCAAUGUGCGACCAUUGUCUCUUCUUUCGCCCAAUCUUGGUUCAUCUUAUCGCGCAUAUGGCAGCUCCCCUUCGAGCUUGCCUGCCGCUGGUGGUGCAGCCAUCAGCAGCCCAGCUUGGGGCCCGCAAAUGUGGGCUAUGGUUGAUAAGGAGAUGAGGCUCAAGGACUGUGUCUGCUUCUCCUACCAGCCAGCCACUGACCCUUUUGAUGGAGAAGAAGCCGCCAUAUGGAGAAUGCAUUACUUCUUCUUUAACAAAAAUCUUAAGCGUGUGGCUUACAUGUACGUCAGGGGGGUGCCGUCCCUAAUGCACUCGUCGCCCGCUUUGCGACCCAAUGGCGGAAGACGCGGGAGCAAUACCCUUGCAAGUACGUCGUUUUCAUCGUCUGGCGCAAACAAGCGCGCCAAAUACUGGCUCGGUGACAGUGUUGCAGACCGAGUCAUUGAGAGUGAUGCUGAGAACGAAGAGGACGAUGAAGAGAUGGAGAUCUGGGACCCCGAUGAGGAUGUCGACUUCGACCCUUUGAAUGCUACAAAAAGCAACGAGAACAGUGAGGAUGAGUACCUCCAGAGCGAAAGUGAAGACGAAGAAGACGAUGGUGAUAGAGCUCAAAGCCCCGUACGCGGAGUUAGUGAGGACAUCGCAUCGCGGAUGGAGAUCGAGUAAACUCUUUUGGCAUUGACCACCUUUGCAUCAGCCACACACUCUGAUGCAAGAAUUUGUUGUUUGUACAUCCCGAAACAACUGGGUUACACUGAGGCACACAUGCUUCCACGUUUUUGCUUCAUCAACUGAAGAACGAUUCACU